Molecule: messenger RNA, 465 nt
Organism: Plasmodium falciparum 3D7
Lineage: Eukaryota; Apicomplexa; Aconoidasida; Haemosporida; Plasmodiidae
Source: RefSeq, a predicted model, not a curated record
AUGUCUCCAAUGAAAAAAAAAUAUAAAAAUAAUAAACAAUCCAAAGAUUUAAUAAAAGUCAAAAAUAAAAUGAAUAAAAAAAAGAUCAAGCCAAAUGAUAAGGACGACGAUUUGGUUAUAGGAAAUAUACCAGAAUUAAAUAAAGAGACAAAAAAGAACCUCCCAAAAAUAAUUCAAAUAAAAAAAAAUACAAAAAAAUUAAAAAGGGAAAAAGAAUUAUUAAGCAAAUUAAAUUCUGAGGAAAAACAAAAAGCAGAGCAUAUACUUAAAGUACAAAAAGCCAUUUUGAAAUCACAAGGACAAAAAGUUUAUAAUGAAAAAAGUCUCAAGAAGAGGCAGAAAAAUAUGCAGACCAAAAAGGAUAAAUCCCGUAUGAAAUGGGAAAACAAAAAAAAUAAAGAGCAAAAAAAUAAAAAUAAAAAUAAAAAAAAUAAUAAAAAUAAAAAUAAACAUAAUAAAAAAUAA